UAGGGUUGCGGACUCCGCCCCGGAGGCCGGGAGGGUUGUUCGCUCGGGUCGGGUGUCGCCUGAGAACCGGAUGAGGCGGCGACUCUGAGGCCGAGCCGGGAGCGGGCGUCGCGGCGAAGGGGAGACCGGGCGGGCCGGCAGAGCAGAGCAGGAGGAAGCAACGGCCACAGACACAUCGGAACCGAGAGUCUUAGUCGGGGGAUCCGCGCGGCGGAGGCGGACACCAUGGGCAACCGCGGGAUGGAAGAGCUCAUCCCGCUGGUUAACAAGCUGCAGGACGCCUUCAGCUCCAUCGGUCAGAGCUGCCACCUGGACCUGCCGCAGAUCGCCGUGGUGGGCGGCCAGAGCGCCGGCAAAAGUUCGGUGCUCGAGAACUUCGUGGGCCGGGACUUCCUUCCACGAGGAUCAGGAAUUGUCACCCGGAGGCCUCUCAUUCUGCAGCUCAUCUUUUCCAAAACAGAAUAUGCGGAAUUUUUGCACUGCAAGUCCAAAAAAUUUACAGACUUUGAUGAAGUCCGGCAGGAGAUCGAAGCAGAGACUGACCGGGUCACAGGCACCAACAAAGGCAUCUCCCCUGUGCCCAUCAACCUUCGGGUCUACUCACCACACGUGUUGAACUUGACCCUCAUCGACCUCCCAGGCAUCACUAAGGUGCCGGUGGGGGACCAGCCGCCAGACAUCGAGUACCAGAUCAAGGACAUGAUCCUGCAGUUCAUCAGCCGCGAGAGCAGCCUCAUUCUUGCCGUCACACCUGCCAACAUGGACUUGGCCAACUCAGACGCCCUCAAGCUGGCCAAGGAGGUGGACCCCCAAGGCCUACGGACCAUCGGUGUCAUCACCAAGCUAGACUUGAUGGAUGAAGGCACAGACGCCAGGGAUGUCCUGGAAAACAAGCUACUGCCCUUGAGAAGAGGCUAUAUCGGCGUGGUUAACCGAAGCCAGAAAGACAUCGAGGGCAAAAAGGACAUCCGGGCUGCUCUGGCAGCCGAGAGGAAAUUCUUCCUCUCCCACCCAGCCUACCGGCACAUGGCUGACCGCAUGGGCACCCCACACUUGCAGAAAACCCUGAACCAGCAACUGACCAACCACAUCCGAGAGUCACUGCCGACCCUUCGCAGCAAGCUGCAGAGCCAACUGCUGUCCCUGGAGAAGGAAGUGGAAGAGUACAAGAAUUUCCGGCCUGAUGACCCCACGCGCAAGACCAAAGCCCUGCUGCAGAUGGUUCAGCAGUUUGGAGUGGACUUUGAGAAGCGAAUUGAAGGCUCGGGAGAUCAAGUAGACACACUAGAGUUGUCUGGUGGAGCCCGCAUCAAUCGUAUCUUUCAUGAGCGCUUUCCCUUUGAACUGGUAAAGAUGGAGUUUGAUGAGAAAGAUCUACGAAGAGAGAUCAGCUAUGCUAUUAAGAACAUCCACGGAGUCAGAACUGGGCUCUUCACGCCGGAUUUGGCGUUCGAGGCCAUUGUGAAAAAGCAGGUGGUCAAGCUGAAAGAGCCCUGUCUGAAAUGCGUGGACCUGGUUAUCCAGGAGCUAAUCAGUACAGUUAGGCAGUGCACCAGCAAGCUGAGUUCCUACCCCCGGCUGCGAGAGGAGACCGAGCGAAUUGUCACCACCUACAUCAGGGAGCGAGAAGGGAGAACCAAGGACCAGAUUCUUCUUCUGAUUGACAUUGAGCAGUCGUACAUCAACACAAACCAUGAAGACUUCAUUGGAUUUGCCAACUGUUUCUAUACUGAGGAGCUGGUCACAGGUGCCCAGCAGAGGAGCACGCAGCUGAACAAGAAGAGGGCCAUACCCAAUCAGGUGAUCCGCAGGGGCUGGUUGACCAUCAACAAUAUCAGCUUGAUGAAGGGUGGCUCCAAGGAGUACUGGUUCGUGCUGACAGCUGAGUCAUUGUCUUGGUACAAGGAUGAGGAGGAGAAAGAAAAGAAGUACAUGCUGCCACUGGACAACCUCAAGAUCCGGGACGUGGAAAAGGGCUUCAUGUCCAACAAGCACGUGUUUGCCAUCUUCAACACAGAGCAGAGGAAUGUCUACAAGGACCUUCGACAGAUUGAACUGGCUUGUGACUCCCAGGAAGAUGUGGACAGCUGGAAGGCUUCGUUCCUGCGCGCUGGGGUCUACCCAGAGAAGGACCAGGCAGAGAAUGAGGAUGGAGCACAAGAGAACACCUUCUCCAUGGACCCGCAGCUGGAGCGACAGGUGGAGACCAUCCGUAACCUGGUGGACUCCUACGUGGCCAUCAUCAACAAGUCCAUCCGUGACCUUAUGCCAAAGACCAUCAUGCACCUCAUGAUCAACAACACAAAGGCCUUCAUCCACCAUGAGCUGCUGGCUUACCUGUAUUCAUCAGCAGACCAGAGCAGCCUCAUGGAAGAGUCAGCCGAGCAGGCUCAGCGGCGGGACGACAUGCUGCGCAUGUACCACGCACUGAAGGAGGCCCUCAACAUUAUUGGGGACAUCAGCACCAGCACCGUGUCCACACCCGUGCCCCCACCGGUCGAUGACACGUGGCUCCAAAACACCAGCGGCCACAGCCCCACUCCACAGCGCCGACCUGUGUCCAGUGUGCACCCACCAGGCCGGCCACCUGCAGUGCGGGGUCCUACACCGGGGCCUCCCCUGAUUCCUAUGCCUGUGGGGGCCACAUCCUCCUUCUCAGCACCUCCCAUCCCAUCCCGGCCUGGACCACAGAGUGUGUUUGCCAACAACGACCCCUUCUCUGCGCCACCUCAGAUACCAUCUCGGCCAGCACGGAUUCCCCCUGGUAUCCCUCCAGGAGUGCCCAGCAGAAGAGCGCCCGCUGCGCCCAGCCGGCCCACCAUUAUCCGCCCAGCCGAGCCGUCCCUGCUCGACUAGGCUGCAGGGGGCAAUGUUCUGGGGGGGUCCUCGUGCACCCACAGUGUAGGACAGUUUUGGUGGUCUGGGCCCUGCUACUUGCCCUCCAUGCUGGGACCAGGCUCCCCGUGGGCAAGCCCUGCCCUUUCCCUCCUCGCCCUAGUGGACAUGACAAUGAAGGGUGAGGAGGCCCACAGCACAGCACAUGGGGGCUUUGCACUUUGGGAUGAGGAGGAGCUCUGGCUAGCAGAACAGGAACUGCAUCCUUGGGACCAUCAGGAAAAAAAGGUCCAGGCUAGUGUGGGGGGACUCUUCUGGAGCUCCUCCAGAGCCUUUGUUCUUUCUGGGGUCCAGGAACUGCCCACCUUUCCUAAGGACUCCUCAGGAGUGAGCCAGGCCCAGCAGGUCCAGUGCUGACCCACCUGGCUCAAGUUGUAUAUAUAGAGCUCCUUUGGCCAUAUUAACCACACAAGCUGAGCCCAGCCCAGGCUCCGCACCCAGAGGUGCCUUUGUGCCUUCCUCAGGCCUGGAGGGCCUCAGCUCUGGCCACCCUCACUCUCCUCAGCCCCGGUUGUGGUUUGGGCUGUAUGAACUGGGGAGACAUCAGAGGCCUCUUGGCUCCCAACCAGAUGUCCCCACAGGGUGGGCCCUGGGUGCCUCUGCAGCCUCGGCUCCCACCGCCUGGAUUGACCACUGUUAAGUGCCUGCCUCUGUAUAUCCUAUUAAUAAACUAAAAUAAAGGGAAGCCCUACUGGUGGCUACGUGUGUGGGCCUUUUGUGUGUGUCCCAGCUCAGGAGAUUGAGCACCCCCUCAUGAGGCUGCCCACACUCAUUUACACGCGUGAGUCUUGUGUCAUCUGUUCUGAGCCCCUCUUGUCCCCAUCCGUACCAGGCCUCACACACAGUGCUCAUGGGAAACAGGAAUUCUAUCCACCUCUGUGCGAUGCUGUGGCCAAGCCCUCCUCCCAGCCCCGCCAGCCACCGGGACCAGGGGACUCAGUUCAUUCAGCCAUGGUUUAUGGUCUUUUUCUUUCGUGCCAGGCGACCACCUCCAUUGGCUCCUGCCCGACCUUUCUUCUGAGCUUCGUGGGAGUGUCCCCCCUUCCUGGCUGCCCUGGCUUGAGGCUAGGUCUGUCCCAAGCUGACAUCCCUAAGCCCAGUCACCAGGCACUAUUAACUUUCUGACCAUAAUUUAUUGACUCCAGUGCCCAGGACAAAUGCCCUCUGUUCCUUGAGGCUCAUGGGCCAGCCUUCUCUGAGGCCCUGCACCCAGAGAGAAGGAAGGGGCCUCUCCCAAACCACCUACUAGCUGGCUCCCCUCUGGGCCAAGGGGCCAGGGCUCCUUCCUUUCAAAUAAAAGUGACUGUCCUGGCAA
Molecule: messenger RNA, 4210 nt
Organism: Mus musculus (house mouse)
Lineage: Eukaryota; Metazoa; Chordata; Mammalia; Rodentia; Muridae
Gene: Dnm2
Product: dynamin 2
Exons: 21
Coding region: 226-2856 (876 amino acids)
Biological process (GO): synaptic vesicle endocytosis
Cellular component (GO): clathrin-coated vesicle; phagocytic vesicle membrane; cytoplasm
Molecular function (GO): GTPase activity; GTP binding
Source: RefSeq, a predicted model, not a curated record